Molecule: messenger RNA, 3433 nt
Organism: Nylanderia fulva
Lineage: Eukaryota; Metazoa; Arthropoda; Insecta; Hymenoptera; Formicidae
Product: alanine aminotransferase 1
Biological process (GO): biosynthetic process
Molecular function (GO): transaminase activity; pyridoxal phosphate binding
Source: RefSeq, a predicted model, not a curated record
UGUACUUUUAAGAAGCGAACCAGUAACAUCGCGAAAGGCGUGAAGAAUCGAUAGUGAUUCGCAACACAUAAUUUCGGUCACGAUAUUUCGUACACUUCGGCUAAUAUUAAUGAGUUGAGCUACUAUAAUGGGCAGCGAUUCAUCUUGCACACCCAUUCAUAUUAGCGCGGGUCAUCAUCUCCAAGGCAUCUCCGACUACGCGUGACCCAGGUGGCGUUUCGCUUAGAUCGAACUCCACAUCGUCUCGUUGGAAGCUCGGAAACGUGUGCGUGCCCGUCCCUUUCCCCUGUCACACUGUGCUGACGUGGUGUGUGCGCGUAAUUUUUCUGCGUCGGUUUCUCCUCGAUUCGAUCCACAUCCACGGACGAGCCUGAGGAUCGAGCGAUGAGGUAGAGAGAACCAGCACAAAACGCAAACGAAUAACCAUCGACGCCGCGCAAAAAAUCAACUGGUGAUAAGAUUGAACACGGUAGUCCCUCGGUAGUGGGAGACAGGACGAAGAGGAGGUGGAAGAGAGCUCCUAAUCAUGUCGCACGCACGUCUACGAAAGGCCGUGGUCGCCGGCGGCUGGCCGACCAAGACAAUGACGGCGUCCACGACGACGAGACAGGGUGCCGGCGGGGCGCUGCUCGCCAGAAGGGUAGGGAUGGCGGACGGCAGGCCGGUAUCCUCCUCGAUGCUCCAGCAAACGAUCACUCAGUGUCGCGGUAUGGCGGCGAACGUAGCGGCGGGCCCGUGCGGCAAGGUCCUCACCGAGGACAACGUUUUCGUGAAUUUACGGAAGAUGGAGUACGCGGUGCGCGGCCCGCUGCUCAUCAGGGCGCUGGAGCUUGAGAAGGAGCUGCAAAAGGGCGCCAAGAAACCUUUCAAUGAGGUGAUCAAAGCGAACGUGGGCGACGCUCACGCGAUGGGCCAGCAGCCCAUCACAUUUCUACGACAGGUGCUGACUUUGACAGUCUCGCCAAAUCUGUUGGACGAUCCGAGUUAUCCAGAAGACGCGAAGGAACGAGCCCGAACAGUCCUCAACGGCUGUAAGGGCGGUAGCGUGGGUUCGUAUUCGGAAUCGGCUGGCAUCGAGGUGAUCCGAAAGCAUGUCGCGAACUACAUCCAACAACGCGACGGUGGUAUUUCUUGCGACUACCGCAACAUCAUUCUGUCGAACGGCGCUUCUGACGGCAUCAAGUCAUUCCUGAAACUGUUUAACGAAAUAAUCGACAACAAACCGUCCGGCGUGCUGAUCCCGAUUCCGCAAUAUCCUCUGUAUUCGGCGACCUUGGCGGAAUUUGGCCUCGCGCAGAUUGGAUACUAUCUCGACGAAGACAACAAGUGGUCGCUGGAAGUUAGUGAGUUGGAACGAGCACUUAAGGAAGCCAAAGGCACCUGCAAUCCACGAGUAUUGGUAGUGAUUAAUCCUGGAAACCCAACCGGACAAGUACUUACUCGCGCCAACAUCGAAAAUGUUAUUCGCUUCGCUCACAAGAAUAAUUUGUUUCUAUUAGCCGACGAAGUUUAUCAGGAUAAUAUAUAUGACAAAGAUAGCGCAUUUCAUUCCUUUAAGAAAGUCAUGACGGAGAUGGGAGAGCCGUAUUCCAAAAUGGAGCUUGCGUCGUUUAUGUCAAUCUCGAAAGGCUACAUGGGCGAGUGCGGGAUUCGCGGUGGUUACGCCGAGAUUAUCAACAUGGAUCCGGAGGUGAUGAAGGUGUUGCUGAAAUCGAUUUCUGCGAUGCUCUGCCCGAGCGUGCUCGGCCAGGUCGUGAUGGAUGUCGUGGUGAAUCCGCCGCAACCAAACGAACCAUCGUACAAGGAAUUUCAGAAAGAGAAGAAAGAAACCUUGCGAUCUCUGGCGGAAAGAUCGCAGCUGGUCGUUGAUACGCUCAACAGUAUUCCGGGAUACAAGGCCAAUCCGGCGAUGGGCGCAAUGUACGUGUUCCCACGUUUUGAUCUACCACCCAAGGCGAUAGAGGCGGCGCGAGCAAAAGGUCAGGAACCGGACGUCUUCUACGCGUUCAAGUUGCUGGAAACCACCGGAAUCUGCCUGAUUCCGGGCUCGGGUUUUGGCCAAAAACCCGGUACGUAUCACUUCCGGACUACAAUACUGCCGCAAAAAGAGAAAAUGAAGACGAUGCUUGAAGCGCUGAAACAAUUUCACAUCAAGUUUCUCAAGGAGUACAGCUAAAUCCUUCCUUAAGUUCUCGACGAAGAAAAUUGAAGUACGAAGGAAUGGAUAACGAGGAACAAUUGUCUAAGAGAUUGUGCAUACCUGCGUUGAAGACUAAUUAAUAGUCUUCAAUCGUGGCGAAUGUAUAAUAUUUUUGUUACGAUUAAUGAGUCAUUAUUGAGAAUUACUGUAUACAGAGUUGUUAUUGAAUUGUAUAGAAUAUGUUAAAAAUCAAAAUUUAUGGAAUGUAAAUCACACAUAUAUUGUGAAAAUUCACAAAUAAUUGUAAAUAUAUCGUAAUAAUUAUCGCAAUGCCAAUAUGGCACAUAUUAUACAAUAGAAGAAAAUGAAUGUGAUAUACAUAUAAUUACAGUGAGAUUUCUAUAUUCUUUUCUUUUUUAUUUCUUUUCAACAAUAACGAAAGAAGUAUACCAAAUUGAGAAAAUUUGUGGUACAAAAUCGUUAUAAAACUUGAUAUAAUAUGAGGAAAAUAUGAAGAAAUCUAAUCGAAAUUGAAUGGUUAAAUGAACCUCGACAAUGACGAGGAAGACAGAAAUAGAUAAAACUCGGCCAAUCAUUAAGCGUUUAUUUUAUAAAAUUCUAUGAAUUAAGCAGCUCUCCCUCCCCCCUAUUUAUGUAGCCAGUAAAACUGCAGUGUUUCUGAGGGGCCAUUCACGAAUAACGUUAUUCUAUUGCCAAAGUAAGAUUGUACGAGUAGUAAACGGACACUGCCGUCACAUGAUACAUCGGAUCCAUUUUCUAGGUUUUGACCAGGAUCCACUUAAUCAUUUGAUUUUGUUUGAAUUUCUUUGUAUUUUACCUCGUACUAUGUCUGUGUAAAGUUUUAUAACGAUUGGUUUUGUAUCACAAAAUUUUCCCAAUUUGGUAUACUCCUUGAUUUGCUUUUAUGCCUAUGUCCAUUAUUUUUUUAACAUAUUGAGAAAGAAAUAAGAUACAUAUCUUUUGUCGCUUUUUUGUUUUAUUAUUCUGAAUCUUUGAUUGCGUAUGCAACAUUUUUAAUUUAAACAAUAUAAGGCUCUCUUGAAUAUAGUCAAAUCAAAAUAAAAAAAUGACAAUAAGAGCCAAGGGCAGUAAAUAAAGAUAUACUUUAUUGUAAACUUAAAUAUGUACUUAUCAUAGGUCUAAAAAGUGCUCAUUUCAGACCAUAUCUUAGUUAAAAUUGUAGUAAAAAAUAAUUAUAAACAUAGGUUAAAUAAGUUCGCAGCGGAGUCAAACGCGUAAAAAAUAAAAAUAGAAUGAAGCUUCAACUAAUAA